UCCUCUCCGCCCUGACGGCGGCGAGGACUGUGGCAGCGCCUGGGGCUCCGGCGGGUCUGCGGGCUGCGGGCCGCGGGCCGCGAUGCUGAAGGCCAAGAUCCUCUUCGUGGGGCCCUGCGAGAGUGGAAAAACCGUUUUGGCCAACUUCCUGACAGAAUCUUCUGACAUCACUGAAUACAACCCAACCCAAGGAGUGAGGAUCCUGGAAUUUGAGAACCCACACGUUACCAGCAACGACAAAAGCACGGGGUGUGAAUUUGAGCUCUGGGACUGUGGUGGCGAUCCAAAGUUCGAGUCUUGCUGGCCAGCCCUGAUGAAGGACUCUCACGGGGUGGUGAUCGUCUUCAAUGCUGACAUCCCAAGCCACCUGAAGGAAAUUGAGAUGUGGUAUUCCUGCUUCGUCCAGCAGCAGUUUUUACAGGAUACUCAAUGUCUGUUAAUUGCACACCACAAACCAGGCUGUGGAAGUGACAAAGGAAACCUGGCUUUGGCGCCACCCUUGAACAAGCUGAAGCUGGUGCACUCAAAUCUUGAGGAUGACCCAGAAGAGAUCAGAAUGGAGUUCAUAAAGUAUUUAAGAAGCAUAAUCAACUCAGUGUCUGAGAGCAGAGACCGGGAGGAGAUGUCAAUUAUCACCUAACCGGCCUUCACCUAGACGCUUCCGCAUCCCAAAUGAAGUCAAUUUCAGUGCAGAUCUGAAAUCCAUCCACCUACUAAGGUUCUCAUCUCCCUUUGGCUGUAGAAGACAUUUUCCUUAUUUGGCCAAAGGUAACAGUCAGCCAGGGAGUUGACUCAUACCAUCUAUUCUCUGUCCUCAGUUCAGCUGAGAAACUCCUGUUGUUGAAUUCUGAUUCCUUUGCCCCAGAUCUCUCCAGAGAGCUGGAAAACUGAGGUGGUUUUUUUUCCCCUUCACAUUAUGUCAUACUGUAAAAGUUGUGGAAUUGUAACUGUCAUAGCCCAGUGAUACCAACAGUAGUUUAAUCCACGUAGGUUGGUUUAAAUGUGAUUUUCAUUCCUUAAUCUGUACAAUUUGCCUAGGAUAUUUUUGAAAAAUAUUAGCAUUUAACCUCUCCAAGAUUUUAUUUUUAUUUAGAUGCCCUUGAUAUCUGGACACCAUAUCACACUGGAAGGUGGAAUACAUAUACAUCCCCUAAAAACGUUUUUUAUUAUCUCAGGGGAAUUUAAUUCUUAAAUAUUAUUUCAUGUAAUACAGGGAAAAGCAAUGUUUUGUUGUCAUAACAACCAUUUGUAAAACUAGUCAAAAGAUUUAAUGCUCAGGAUAAGCAAAUAUGGUGAGUUUAUAGCUUAUUGUACAAGUGAGUUUGUUUUAGUGAUCUUAUGAAUUAUUGUUCUUUCAUAAUUUGUACUUUUUGAAUUUUUUAAUACAGCCAACCUGAAAAUAUAUUAAGUAGAUCAAAAGUUAGAUGUAGGGACUUCCCUGGUGCCGCAGUGGUUAAGAAUCCACCUGCCAGCUCAGGGGACAUGGGUUCCAUCCCUGUUCCAGAAGAUUCCACAUGCCGCAGAGCAGCUAAGCCCAUGAACCACAACUACUGAGCCUGCGUGCCCCAACUACUGAAGCCAGUGCGCCUAGAGCCCGUGCUCCGCAACAAGAGAAGCCACCACAAUGAGACGCCCGCGUACCGCAACGAAGAGUAGCCCCUGCUCGCUGCAACUAGAGAAAGCCUGCACGCAGCAAUGAAGUCCCAACGCAGCCAAAAAAAAAAGUUAGAUGUAGGUCUUUUCAACUGAGAGUGGAAGAAAAGUAGAGACACAAGAGAUGAAAAAUAUGCUUGGCUGCGUUUCACUCUUACAGUGAAGAGGGCUGAAAUGCAGCUGUGUGGGCAGUCUGCUUGAGAGAGUGGUGUUGGCAGAUAAUGACAGUUCCCUGGUAAUUUAUUUAUUUAUUUAUUUAUUUUUACAUUUUAUUUUUAUUUAUUUAUUUUUGGCUGCGUUGGGUCUUCGUUGCUGUGCGCGGGCUUUCUGUAGUUGCGGCGAGCAGGGGCUACUCUUCAUUGUGGUGCAUGGGCUUCUCAUUGUGGUGGCUUCUCUUGUUGUGGAGCACGGGUUCUAGGUGCACUGGCUUCAGUAGUUGCGGCACACAGGCUCAGUAGUUGUGGCUGACGGGCUCUAGAGCUCAGGCUCAGUUGUGGCAUACAGGCUUAGUUGCUCCGCAGCAUGUGGGAUAUUCCCGGACCAGGGAUCGAACCCGUGUCCCCUGCAUUGGCAGGCAGAUUCUUAACCACUGUGCUCCCAGGGAAGCCCCCCUGGUAAAUUUAGGUUGAACUACAGUCAACUCUUAGUAAACUGCCUGGAUUAUCCGUGAGCACAUUUUAGGCCCAGGUUAAUUUCCUUCUGCCUGACCUGCUCUCAGUUGGAACUUUUGCAAGGAACACAAGAUUAUGUUAAUGCAAACUGUAGUAAAUCUUCUUUACGUAAUAGCUGCAAUAAUAAUAAUUGAUCUUGAGACUACAGCUCCAAAACAGAGAUUAUUUUUAUCUGAUUUUUAAUGAUUAUCCAGGAGCUCAAUAGAAAAAUUAACCCAGCAGCUUUCAUUUAUGUUCAUAGCCAGAGUACAACCCUUGUGAGCCCUUGAAUCGAGAAAAAUGUUUUAAAAUUUAAGAGGCCACAUGUGCACAGGUUACAAGAGACCAUUUAGUGAAGAAGUCUCCCUGUCUUCCCUGUCCCCAAACCCCAUUCCUGUGCACAUACGAUUGUGCUUUAUUAAUGGAAACAGUAGCAAACUAUUCACACUUUUUUACAACUUUUUUCACUUUUUUUAUUUGGAGGAUUUGUGUAACUAUAUACAGAGCUGCCUUUUUCUUUUUUACAGCUGCGUAAUAUUCCACUUAAUCAUUUACUUGGGAAUUUUAUAUUACAAUUACUAACAAUUUAUGUUGAAAUAUUAUAUUUUUAUUGAUGGACAUUUUAAUGGCAUUGAAAAACAUGAUUUGGGACACAAGUACGUUGAAUGUGGAAUUUUAGGGAAGUGGUUUCAACCAUCAGCGCUUUUGAGGGAAGGAUAAGACAGCUGGUCUUAGAAUCCUACUUCUGAUUUACAGUGUCACAGAACCAUUUUCUAAGUGCACAAUGAUUUUUGCUGUGUGUACUGGCGUAUGGUUAAAAUUCCUUUCUCUGUAUCACAGAUGUGACAAGGCACAUGAAAGCCACAGAAGCAUGAAACAGCUCAGACGUGUGGGAAACUUGGUAGUGGAUCGUCACUCAAGGAUGUGUGGAGGAGGGAGUGUCUGAGUGAGUGAGGCGGAGUGUGUGGAGGAGGGUGGGUGUGCGUGUGGGUGAGGAGAGAGGACCAGGGGUCAGAUGGUGAAGGGCUUCUUACACCCGGCCAAGGUGUCAGGGUUUGAGCUGCCACUGAAGGAUGUUCACUGCAGGUUGAUGUGGUCGGAUCUCCAUGGUAGAAAAGCCCCUCUGACCGCAGUGUGAGGGCUGGAUCAGAAGGAGGACGAGUGUAGAGGUGGCGGCUGUCAUUCUUUGGUUUGUGGCUCCAUCACUCCAGUUCUUCAAGGCCAGCAUCUUCAAAUCUCUCUCUGCUCCAUCUUCACAUUGCCUUCGCCUCUGUGUAUCUGACUCAAAUCUCCCUCUACCUCAUUCUUGUAAGGAUACUUAUAAUUGCAUAGGGCCCAGGAUAAUCUCCCCAUCUAAAGAUCCUUAAUUUAGUCACAUGUGCAAAGACGCUUUUUCCAAGCAAAGUAUCAUUUACAGGAUGUGCACGUUACAGGGAGUGGGGCCUGAUGUCUUUGCGGGCCGUUAUUCAGCAUACCACAGGUGCUGUUCACUGAGGCAUUAAUGGAAGAGGAGGACCAGGUUUUGGGGGGGUGACAAAUGACUAGUUCAAGGUGACUCAGCAAGUUAGGGACAGGGACAGAACUGGAUCCCAUGCCCCCACUCUUUCCACUGUCUUGUGUAACUGGGCAGAUGAGUCUACAAGUGGACCUGGCUAAGAGUCUCACCCUUUGAGACUGAACCUAGUAAAGCAAUAACAACCACAGCAACAACAGCAGGGCAAAUAACCAUUUUUGGAGCUAAACCACCCAGAAAAUGGUUUGCAAGUAUGUUGCAGAUAGAUCUAGCAUCAUAUUUCUUGAAACCAAUCAAAUGACCAAGUAGUAUUCUGAAGCUCUGUUGUAAAGAAAAUUACAACUUAUAUUGUAACCUGAAUGUCCGUAUCUCAAAAUUGUUCAGGAAAGCUCCUGGAGAUCAUUAUACAUUUGCUGGAAUACCAGAAGACCCUUAUGUCCAAAGUGUAGGCUAAGUUGCUAUAACAACAGAUGGAGCUUUGCUGGUAACUGAGAACAUAUAAGAGUUAAUAAAAGAGCAGUGCUCCUGAUACCCAUUGAAAAGGUAACUGCAUUGGUACCACUUAAGAAAAUCAUUCUGAACUGUGGCCCUUCUAGAUCUUGACUUCAGCCUUCCCCACCUGAUUCCUGAGAACUACAUGAAUAUCCUGGCCUUGGCUGAUGCUUUUUCAACAAACAUACUCUUUCCUCAGGCAAGAAUUGAAGGAUUCUACAUUUUAAAAACCAAAACCAAAGAAAUUAAAUAAAUGAGGAAGAUGGAAACUCUGCUUUUGAAUGUUAAGAAGAGAUUACGUAUUUUUGACUGUGACUUCUAAACGGCUUUAUCAGUUAAAUAAUUCUCUAUGUUUAUGAUCUGGGCCAUUCUUCCUACCGAAGUUAAAAGCUAAUGGAAAUGUUCUGUCUGCCAAGUAUUCCCACUUCAUAAGGAAAGUUUCUUGGUGCUUUGAUGUGGGCAACACCUCAUCUGUCUUCUUACACGUACAGUUCAUUCCUAUCUGGGCUUUCUGAUAGCCUUUAAAAGUAUGCCUCCUUUCUCUAAAGCCUCAGGCAGAUUCACUCCACGCUUACAGCUCUUUGGAUCAAGUGUAAUUAUAGAUCUUAGACUUUCAAAGUGUUGUGUAAAAAAAAAAAAUCUAUUAAGACUGUUUAUAAUC
This is a messenger RNA of Eubalaena glacialis (North Atlantic right whale), 4969 nucleotides long. RefSeq names its product intraflagellar transport 22 (gene IFT22). The transcript has 5 exons. Gene Ontology annotation, molecular function: GTPase activity. Gene Ontology annotation, biological process: intracellular protein transport. Gene Ontology annotation, cellular component: endomembrane system. Lineage: Eukaryota; Metazoa; Chordata; Mammalia; Artiodactyla; Balaenidae. The record is from RefSeq and is a predicted model, not a curated record. Bases 83 to 640 code for a protein of 185 amino acids.